CAAGGCAGUUGAGUCAUCCAGCCACGGAAUCGCAGUCGUAGCGUGCACGCACCCUACUAACGAGCGGACAGAAUACGCCUAUCCGAAUGACGAUCAAGAACUCACGCGCUACGCACCACAUCUGGCUGUUGACAUUAGAUGGAGAACUAGGGACAAGCCCCGGGCGACACACAGCAAAGAGGGUGCUUGAUUUAGGCACAGGGACUGGUAUUUGGGCUAUCGAAUUUGCUGACGCACAUCCUGGCGCCGAAGUCAUCGGUGUGGACUUAAGUGCUAUCCAGCCUGAACUAUUACCUGCAAAUUGCAGUUUCGAGAUAGACGACCUUGAGCUCGACUGGCAGUGGAACCAACCCUUUGACUACAUUUUCAGCCGUUCCGCGGCUGGCGCCUGGUCGAAUUUCCGGUCCAUCAUCAAGAAGGCUUUUGACAACCUGGAGCCGGGCGGGUACUUCGAGAUCCAAGACCUGGAGCUCCCUUCGGUCUGCGACGACGGCACGGUGCCGCCGACGGCGGCCCUGUGCCGCUGGCAGCACGCACUCGUGGCCGCUUCCGACGCCAUCGGCCGCCCGCUCAACUACGCGCCCAACUGCCUGGGCGAUCUCCGAGACGUCGGCUUCGUCGGCAUCCACCACCAGAUCUUCAAAUGGCCGUUCAACAACUGGCCCGAAGACCCGAAGCUGAGGGAGAUCGGCCGCUGGAACUGCGCGAACCUGGACAUGGGCCUCGAGGGCUUCUCCAUGGCGCUGAUGACGAGGGUCAACGGGUGGACCCGCGAAGCCGUCGAGGAGUUGUGCGAGGAAGUCAAGCGCGAGGUCAAGGACACGAGAUUACACGCCUAUUGGAAACAACAUGUUAUUUACGCAAGAAAACCCGGUGGAGCACCAUCUUGAGUGACCAGAAUAUUCGUCAUAGCUACCUUGGAGGAUACAUAUCAUGAGUCAAUGCAAUACCCGUAACGAACCCAAAAGAAUGUACACAAGCCGGUUGAGUCCAACCAGCAAAAAUGCCAGUGGUUCUUCCUUGUAGACAAAAAGUUUCUUAUCGUAUCUUUUGCGGCUGGGGUGAGCGUGUCGACGUCUUGC
Colletotrichum navitas is the source of this 1082-nucleotide messenger RNA. RefSeq names its product methyltransferase. NCBI's taxonomy places the organism in Eukaryota, Fungi, Ascomycota, Sordariomycetes, Glomerellales, Glomerellaceae. The transcript has 8 exons. The record is from RefSeq and is a predicted model, not a curated record. Bases 87 to 890 code for a protein of 267 amino acids. Gene Ontology annotation, molecular function: methyltransferase activity.